This is a messenger RNA of Dentiscutata erythropus, 135 nucleotides long. The record is from the annotation of a GenBank genome assembly. NCBI's taxonomy places the organism in Eukaryota, Fungi, Glomeromycota, Glomeromycetes, Diversisporales, Gigasporaceae.
AUGUUAGCUGCUUCAGAAUCUGAGUUGAUCGAAUUAAUGAAUUCUAUAAUAGCAUUUGAGAAUUGCGAAAACAUAGAAGCUAAUUACAUGAAUUUAAAAGACAUUAAAAUUGAUAACUCCUCAAAUAGCAUAAGA